This is a messenger RNA of Centropristis striata (black sea bass), 1943 nucleotides long. It is a transcript of the gene lmo2, whose product is annotated as LIM domain only 2 (rhombotin-like 1). Gene Ontology annotation, cellular component: nucleus. Gene Ontology annotation, molecular function: transcription coactivator activity; DNA-binding transcription factor binding. Bases 515 to 997 code for a protein of 160 amino acids. The record is from RefSeq and is a predicted model, not a curated record. Lineage: Eukaryota; Metazoa; Chordata; Actinopteri; Perciformes; Serranidae. The transcript has 3 exons. Gene Ontology annotation, biological process: positive regulation of transcription by RNA polymerase II.
AGGAAGAGGGAAACGAAAGCAGAGACCGAGGGGCCCGACGUAUUUAAACACGAUGCUGCUGUUGCCGCACAAUAACGGUGACCGGAGGAGCGCGUCUACAGCCCGCUCACUGAGGAAACACGCGCGGACACGGAGAUCCCCGCAAGUGACCUUUUGAUCCAUUUGACGCCGUUUUCAUUUUUACGCGUGUGCAAAGUCGCUGCAGGAUGAUAAAAGACACUUGAGAGACAUGGAAGUGUCAUCGCGGGUUAUUGCCUCAGGAAAUGAUGACAGUGUCCUCCAUCAUCGCUUAGCUGCUUAGAGCGAAACAGUCUCGUCUUGCGGCCAUUUCCACAGGACUCAACUGCCUUUUAAUUUAACAUACACAAAGCCCAAAGCGGCGUCUUGGAGGCUGUGGGAGCAGGUGCACCGCUCUUGGCUUUAGUCUGCCCGCAGGCAGCUUCACAGGUAGCCGCUGAGCCGGCUGUGGACUCUGAAACCUAAUCUGUAUCCGACUGGACAUCAUAUCUUAGACAUGACAUCCACUAUAGAGAGGAAGACGCUGGAAACAAAUGAGGAACCAGUGGAUGAGGUCCUCCAGAUGCCCCCCUCUCUGCUGACAUGCGGCGGGUGUCAGCAGAGCAUCGGUGACAGAUUCUUCCUAAAGGCCAUCGAGCAGUACUGGCACGAGGACUGCCUGAGCUGCGACCUGUGUGGCUGUCGACUGGGGGAGGUGGGCCGCCGGCUCUACUACAAGCUGGGGAGAAAACUGUGUCGGAGAGACUACCUCAGGCUUUUUGGUCAGGAUGGUCUCUGUGCUUCCUGUGAGAAGAGGAUUCGAGCAUUUGAGAUGACGAUGCGUGUGCGGGACAAGGUUUACCAUCUGGAGUGCUUCAAGUGUGCCGCUUGCCAGAAACACUUCUGCGUGGGCGACCGCUACCUGCUCAUCAACUCAGACAUUGUGUGCGAGCAGGACAUCUUCGAGUGGACCAAACUCAACAAUAACCACAUGGUUUAGCAGAAUCCCCUGCUCAACAAGAUGGAGCGCCACCCUGCCUUUUACCACUGGCUUUAAAGGGAAUGAACUAUUGAUAAACAGACAUUUUGCAGCCUUUGCAGGUUUUAUCGUGCAUCUGGAAUCAUGUGAACAUUGUCUCUCUGCAUUGCUCCCUGCUGAAGACAAAGAAGACUACACCAGCAAUAACAGAAAGCUUUUCAUCCCAGGCUUAAUCCUUCAAUGCAAAAAAUGCUUAAAUACUGGAAAUACUAGAUGCAAUAAGUUGUUACAUACACUGGAAUUUAAGAACUUUAGCAACGAACAAAUAUGAAAUAUUUGUCAAGUUUUUUUUCUAGUUAAACACUGUUUCACCACCUCAGUCUGGUCUGAAGUGUUCAAUGAAAAUGUCUUUACGUUUUAUUUCAUGGAUCUUAAUUUCCUAAGAAUUUUGUGGCAAGAACUAUGUAAUUGGGUAAUAAUUAUUGGGUAACUAGAAUCCUCAUUAAAUAUUCAUUCAGUAUUCAUUUAUUACUGAAAGCUUAAUUCUCCAUUUAUUCUGAAUUAUAUGCUUCACCAAGGACAAAUCUCACAGUUGCAUGUUCAGCUAGCCAGCUGCAUUGACUGUCUCUAUUUUCUUUAUGAAUAGUUUUGCAUUUAUUUCCAGGAAACUUCCCAAGAAUUUAUAAGGAAAUUACAGACCUGUGAAAUAUGGCGUAACCAGAUUUUCAUGUGAUAAAUGGAAUAUAAAGUCCAUACUGAGAAGUCCUGAUCAGACUGAUUGCACUGCUUUGCCAGGUUGAACUGGUGGCGCCCCCUAGUGAUCGAGGAAUCCCAUGCAAUACUAAUUUUACUGACUGUGGAGCUAUUUCCAGUGGUAUCUUUUGUAAUUGUUACACCUCUCUGAAUGUGCAUUCAAGAUUUUUUGGGAAUAUUUACUAUUAAAUAAAAUUUCAAUAUCCAUUGAUAA